CAGCGCACAGCCGGGCGCUCCGUGACAUCACCCGAUGCUCCCGGAAGUGUGAAACGGGACCAGGCCGGGGCUGGCGAGGUAUUAAAUAUCAACGCUGAUGUUCAUGACCACAGUUGUAUUUAAACAAUGAGUGAACCAGAGCUGUUGCUGGACUCCAAUAUUCGACUAUGGGUGGUCCUCCCCAUAGUCUUCAUAACAUUUUUUGUGGGGAUGAUUCGUCAUUAUGUGUCCAUUUUGCUCCAGAGUGAUAAAAAGCUCACACAGGAGCAAGUGUCAGACAGUCAAGUUCUAAUUAGAAGUAGAGUUCUGCGAGAAAAUGGAAAAUACAUUCCAAAGCAGUCAUUUCUGAUGCGGAAGUAUUACUUCAAUAAUCCUGAUGAAGGGUUCUUUAAGAAAACUAAAAGGAAGGUAGUACCACCUUCCCCAAUGACAGAUCCAACCAUGUUGACUGAUAUGAUGAAAGGGAAUGUAACAAAUGUACUGCCGAUGAUUUUAAUUGGUGGCUGGAUCAACAUGACUUUCUCAGGUUUUGUUACAACAAAAGUCCCCUUUCCCUUGACGCUGCGUUUUAAACCAAUGCUACAACAGGGUAUUGAGUUGCUUACUUUGGAUGCAUCCUGGGUAAGCUCAGCAUCUUGGUAUUUCCUAAAUGUCUUUGGACUUCGAAGCAUUUAUACCCUCAUUCUUGGCCAAGACAAUGCUGCAGAUCAGUCCAGAGUAAUGCAGGAGCAGAUGACAGGGGCAGCCAUGGCGAUGCCUGCAGAUACUAAUAAAGCUUUCAAGACGGAAUGGGAGGCUCUGGAACUGACUGACCAUCAGUGGGCACUAGAGGACGUGGAAGAGGAACUCAUGGCUAAGGACCUCCGCUUCGAAGGCAUGUUUAAGGAAGAGUUGCAGACAUCUAUGUUUUGAGUGUCUUUCUACUGUUGGCAUUAAAUUGGUUAUGUUUUAAUAUCAACAAUGUAUUCUUAUUGGUGAACAGAAUAAACAUGACCAGAAUUUCUGUGAGCUGCGUAGCUGCGGAUGAGAGUCUUACUUCUCAGUUCUCAUCUGAUGGUUUUAAAGUCAUAGUGGAGCUCUGGUGUAAGAGUGACUUGCUAGGCCAGAGGGUAAGCUACUAAACAUGAAGGUAUUAACCAACUAUAUUAGAAGAUGCAUUUGUAAAUUCAGGGCAGGGGGUCAAAUGUGACUGUGGAUUCUUACAAGAUUUAAAUUUAAAUCUGCAAUGUUAAGAUCCAGUCAGGGUCUCUUAAUAUUUUUGAAAAUAUUGGUAUAUGAUUUAUCCCUAAAGUCUCUUUUUUCAAUAGGUGAAAGAAUUGCCACAUGAAAUAACUAUAAGACUUCUUAGAAUGUAGGCAUCCAGUGGGCCAGAUGAUGCAGCACUUUCCUUUCUGUCCACUAGGAGGCAGAGUCUGAGAAGACAGGCUUGUCCUGGACUGGUCAGAAGGUACCUCAACCUCUCGCCAUUUUGUUAGGGUCAUAAGUUCAGGGUCUCAUCUGUUUGGCUAGAGACUGAGAACUCAUUCUUAUAUGUAACAAAACCAGGAGUUUCUGCACUUCCACGCUCACUGACAUCAGCCCCUGGAACCAAUCAUUUGUGCUUUCAUUUCUUUCACUUAAUAAUUUGUUGGAAUGUUGGAAUGUCAAAUAUGCACUUGGUCCAGGGCAAAAUCCCUUUGUUGUUAAGCAACCAUUCUUUGUCUUUAGAAAACAGGCUCGAGGCCUUACCAUUAUUGUUUCCUUAACAAACAGGCAUCUAAAGUCUCUGUGUAUUUGUGACCUAACAUACUUCAUGAAUUGUGUUCUGUUGCUUUUUUGGAGGCUUGUAUAUAUAAUCAAAGGACAAUGCACAUUCCUGAAAUUCCUGAUGCUAGAUCUAACUAGGUUGACUGAAUAAAAUGUUCUCGUUUAUUUAGUAGCCUAAUGCUGAGAAUAGUUGUGCACUAGUUGUUACACACUAAACUCACACAAUAGACAAAAGGUUAUUGAAGCUGUACCCUUUCUUUUGUUACACUCAGAGGUUAGUUAGAAUAAAAACAACUGAUAUGCUAA
Messenger RNA from Anolis sagrei ordinatus, 2052 nucleotides. It is a transcript of the gene EMC3, whose product is annotated as ER membrane protein complex subunit 3. Gene Ontology annotation, biological process: protein folding in endoplasmic reticulum. Gene Ontology annotation, cellular component: membrane; EMC complex. Lineage: Eukaryota; Metazoa; Chordata; Lepidosauria; Squamata; Anolidae. The record is from RefSeq and is a predicted model, not a curated record.